Molecule: messenger RNA, 870 nt
Organism: Pelmatolapia mariae (spotted tilapia)
Lineage: Eukaryota; Metazoa; Chordata; Actinopteri; Cichliformes; Cichlidae
Exons: 6
Coding region: 1-870 (289 amino acids)
Source: RefSeq, a predicted model, not a curated record
AUGCCGAGAAAAAAUAAAAGAUCCCAGGCACAAAAGAAGCGCUGGAAACCAUUUGACCUGGUCGAUCCUGCUGUCCCAAUGCUCACUGGCCACAACCAAGAUGAGGCAGUCAAUAGUUUUCCAUCUGACCAGCAGACGGCACCAGCCGGGUUAUCUUUGGAAACACAGGAUAGACCCACCUCCUUAUGUUCCCCAGGUACCAAGCAGACAGCACCAGCCAGCUUGUCCUUGGAAACGGAGAAUAGACCCACCUCCUUAUGUCCUCCAGGCAGCAAGAGUUCAGAAACUCGUCCACCAGCAAAACGAGUCUGGGCAACCGAUGAUUUCCACACGGCAUCAAAUUCUCCACCUAAAAGGCCUUUCCACAACACAAAUGAAGAACUACUGACAGAGGAGCUACAGAGCAAUGCAGUUCAGCACUUCUGGUGUGUCAGUGCAACUCAUUGUCAAAGUGAUAAAAGGUACACAAAAUUCUCCCGAAAUCAUCAGUGCACAUGUAAUGCCCUCACAUUCCUGGCCUACCUUAAUGAGGAACACCAGUUCAACACAGCCCGACUUGAUAAGGUGCUUGAACAGGGAGAUGCACUCUACUGUAGGAUUAAAACAAAUCUUCAGCAGGAGAGGCGUUAUACACAAGAUCAUCUGACCAUGGAGGACCUGCCCAAAGAAGUUCAUGCUGACAUAAAUGUCUACAGUGUGAAAAUGGACAACAUAAGGUAUGGAUACCUGAAAGCAGCAGACAAAACCUAUCAAAGAAAAGGGUGGUGGUUGCCUCUUGCUAGUCGCCUUAGUCAGCACUCACAACGAACAGCCUGCACAGUCAACUCAAGCAACACCAGGAGCAACAGCUACAUCAUCACCACGAAAUGA